This is a messenger RNA of Manduca sexta (tobacco hornworm), 4268 nucleotides long. RefSeq names its product glutathione hydrolase 1 proenzyme. Gene Ontology annotation, molecular function: glutathione gamma-glutamate hydrolase. The transcript is spliced from 10 exons. Gene Ontology annotation, biological process: glutathione catabolic process. The record is from RefSeq and is a predicted model, not a curated record. Bases 206 to 2167 code for a protein of 653 amino acids. Gene Ontology annotation, cellular component: plasma membrane. Lineage: Eukaryota; Metazoa; Arthropoda; Insecta; Lepidoptera; Sphingidae.
UUCACUGCGUAACCACCUGCCAUUUCACGGAAACGUCAUCAGAACCUUUAAUAGCCAUUUUCAGUGUCAGUACGUGAUACUAUGGUAAAUAAACCGUGCAAGUAACCGGCAGACACUGGGAAGUGGAAUACGUUUUGUUUGUGUGGAAAAAUUGGAUCAAACAUUUAGGUUAUGUUGUUGUACACCCAUAAGUUGCAUACUGGUGAUGCUUAAGAUAAAUAAAGCAAUGGAUCAUCCAUUUCGUGCCGGUUUGCAUCGAAGGAACUUCAUAAGUACCAAUUCGGAAGAUGUGCCGUUAGAUAGAAUACGCCUAGUGUCUCCGAUUAACAGAUUUGCUAUAUUCCAAGGCAAUUUUAGUGCCGAUGACGACGAUUACCCGGAGAAACCGUAUAAACUCCGGACGAAGCUGAUCAUCACAGCUUUAGUGGUGCUCGUGUUUGUAUCUGCCUUGGCUGGGUAUCUCAUCGGCAGUGCAGAAUACAAUGCUAGAAAACUCUCCGAGCCUCUGGAUCCUAUCGACCCUCUGAAACCCUCGGCAUCUGCCCUUCAUGUGUUCCAAAAAGCAGCUGUCUGCACAGACGCUCCACAAUGUUCUGUAAUUGGAAGGGAAAUUCUGUCCAAGAAUGGUUCUGCGGUCGAUGCUGCCAUCGCUUCCAUGUUCUGCAACAGCUUGCUGAAUCAGCAGAGCAUGGGUCUGGGCGGCGGUUUCUUCAUGACAGUCUACAUCAGGGAGGAGCAGAAAGCAUACACAGUAAAUGCCCGGGAAAUGGCCCCUGCAGCAGCCACACGGGAUAUGUUCCACGGGAAUCACGCUAAAUCGUUUAAAGGUCCAUUAUCAGUGGGAGUUCCUGGCGAACUCCGUGGCAUGUGGGCCGCGCAUAAACGCUGGGGGAAGCUUCCAUGGGAUAGCUUAGUGGCACCCACGCUGCAGCUCUGUAAAGAUGGCUACCAAAUGUCCAAAGCCAUGCAUGAUAACGUGGAGAUGGUCCCGUACAUCAAGACUGAUAUAAAUCUGGCAAAGAUGUACUACAACUCAGCUAAAGGCCGAUUCCACAGAGCAGGCACAGUGAUCAAACCAACGGAGGCUCUCUGCAGCACAUUCCAGAAGAUAGCUGAGAAGGGCGGCGAUGAAUUAUAUAACGGGACCUUGGCGGAAAUGUUUAUCGAAGACUUGAGCAGAGUUGGAAGCAUUAUCACUGCUGAUGAUUUAAAGAAUUAUAAAGCAAAAAUUGUGACGCCCAUAGCAGUCCCGCUUCGCAAUGGGGAUACGUUGUAUACACCUCCACCGCCCAGCAGCGGCGUCAUCCUGGUCAACAUCCUAAACAUCCUCAGUGGAUACAACUUCAACGCGAGCAGCAUCAACAGCACGGAAGACAUGAUCCUCACUUACCACAGAAUAUUGGAGGCAUUUAAAUACGCUUUCGGGACUAGGACCAAGCUUGGUGACAUUGACUAUUUGGACUUGAAAGAGAUGAUCAGCAACGUGACAUCUCCAGAAUACGGUACGGAGACCAGAUUAAAGAUUAACGAUACGAUGACGAGCAAUAGCACGAAGACUUACGGUGCGAUGGAGUACAACCCACCUGACGCCGGCACUGCGCACAUUUCCAUUAUGGCGGACAAUGGUGACGCUGUUUCUGUUACCAGCUCCAUUAACUACUACUAUGGCGCAGGCUUUUCAACUCUAAACACCGGUAUAGUAAUGAAUAAUGUUAUGGACGACUUCUCCUCACCUGGCUUGAAGAACGCUUUCGGUUUGGAACCCUCACCAGCCAACAUGAUAGAGCCUGGCAAAAGGCCUUUGUCUUCCAUGUGCCCCAGCAUCAUCGUAGACAAAAAUGGUGACGUCAAAAUGGUGAUCGGAGCAUCAGGCGGCACCAAAAUAACAACAGCUACAGCUUUGGCGGUAAUACGCAAGUUGUGGUUUGACCAAACUAUAAAGGAAGCAGUGGACGAAGCAAGGAUCCACCAUCAAAUAUUCCCGAUGGAAGUCCAAUACGAGUUCGGAAUUAUUCAGGAUGUAGUUGACGGUUUGAGAGCGAAAGGUCACGGCAUGGUCCGGUACCGCGGCAGGGGCUCGGUAGUCUGCGCCCUCUACCGAAACAGCACAGCAAUAUAUGCCAAUGCGGACUUCAGGAAAGGCGGUGACGUCGCUGGGCUCGACUGAACAACAAUGUGCCUAGAACAUUACAAUGUAACAUGUGAUAGUGGGAGGCUCAUCCCAGUUUAGUUUGUAAAUAUUGGACAUUUCGUAGCGUAUCCAGUGUGGGGAUUAUCAUUAUAACCGUGACUUAAGGCCACACAAUAUAUUAAGUAUGAUGUAAAUGUCAUGAUUCGUUUGUUUUAAUUAGUAAAUGCGCAGUACUGUAUUCAAUCAAUGUUGGACAUUGUAUUGAAUUGCUUGUAUUGAGAUUUGAAGUAUUCUGUUAGUGUUAUUUUAAAGCUAAGUCGUUAUUCGAUAUUAUAGAUAGAGUAAUCUCAAAUGUGAAAACUAUCUAUUUGAUAUUCAGGCGUGUUUAAAGAUAAUAAACAGUAUUUUUUUUUUAUCUGCUAAGCAAUGACUUGACACUUAAAUUCCGAACACAACCGGACACUUUAAAAUAUAUACUUAUUCUCUUUUUUUGUGUCUAACAUUUUUGGACGAGGUGUAUUAUAAACUAUGCCUUUAAUAUUUUGUAUAAGUUAAUGUUCCUUGGCUACUCAUGGCAUUUCGCUUAGUUCCUUGUAGCUAUACAUUCCACUAGAAGCCCCAGGCUAUACUACCUUUCGUUAAAAUAGUUUUAUUUAAUAUAAACAAUUCUUCAAACAGUGUAUUAACUAAGACAAUAAGUAUUAAAAUCAAGUAUUUAUUAAUUUAGAUGCAAAAUUUGGUUAAAUCAGCUUCUCUGUAAGUCUAAUAUUUUUUUAAGUAAAAACUAUGUAUUAUAGUAAUUCAAAUAUAAAUUAUACUUUUAUUAGUAAUGGAAUAAAUCAAAUCCAUCAUAAAUGGAUUACAGUGACUUAAGAUUUGUCGACAUUCUAUUUUAAGUAAGUGAAAUAUUUUUGACUGGAACACGCACACGCUGGUAAGCAGCAUAGUAGCAUGCAUCUUUCGACAAUUAACUUCGAGAAAUAAUAAAAUUAUGUAACAAAACGCUCUUUCUUGUGCAACUGAGCUAGCUAGCUACAUAAUACAUAUAUGUUUUAAUAGCAUACAUGUGGACAGAGCUCCCAGGAUGGCAGAUGAUCAGAUGAUUAGAUCACACAGGGCUUUUUUUGUGGGAGCACGCGGGGGAAGCAGUGUCCUCAAAGUAAAUGUAGAAAAUAUCGAAAAAAUUGCCAUUAAAAAGUACAGGAAGGGAGGGGUUACAAAAAAUUAUGGACUUACAACUUUCGCGAAUUAGCGUGCAUCCAAAAACGAAGUGACAAGAAAAGACCUGGCAAGACAUAUUAUCUGUAAUUAUAACAUGAAAAAUCUGUAUAGUCAGACUUAGGAUUCAGUUCGCUUAUUAGCAAUAAUUAGAUGCAAUUCAAUAGUAAGUAUUUAACACAAGUAUUAAUUUAUUGUAAGUAGUUCAAUCCAGUGAAAAAUAAAUAUACCGCAGAAUACCUACAGUUGAAUUUCAUACCGUAAAUGCAUUUAUAUUAUUUAUAAAUAUGUAUGUUUGUAAUGUGAAGAUAUUUCAGAGUGAAAAUGCUGAUGCACACAAGCCGGUUUUGUAGGAUAUGCUGAUGUAGUUAUGUUUUACUUUUCUGUAAAACAUAACUACAUCAGCAUAUCCUACAAACGUUGUAUUACAGCACCUACAAAGUAGAUAUUUAACGCACUAAAAGUGUGAAAUCAAAGUUUUUUUUAAUUGCCUUUUGUGAUCAAGUUUAUCUCAGUUUUAGUUGCAUUAAUGCAUAUCGCUCAAUACAAAUAAUAAAAAUAUUUCUUGAAUAUUUUCCAUGUGUAUUUUAUGAGCCCAAAUAAUAUACCUUAGUAUAAUUAAUUGAGAAGGCUAAAGCGUCAUACUUCUAUUUAAAAUAAAUAAUUGUAAAUGUACAAAAAGCGAUAGACCACCUUGUCGCUAAUGGUCAGAAUCGUUUUGUAACAUAAUAUUCACUUAAAGGUUUAAAUGUAAAAUAUUGCUUUAUGGUUCGAGUGACUUUCUUUUCAAGUAAUUCUAGAUGUCUUAGUUUUGUAUAAAAUCGCUCUUGGAAUUGCUCACUGGCACUUUGUCACCUCGAACUACUUAUGUGCUAAACAAUAAAAUUGGUAGCGACAAAUAAACUUUUAAUGGGCUGUA